This is a messenger RNA of Argentina anserina (silverweed cinquefoil), 2176 nucleotides long. Its product is annotated as pentatricopeptide repeat-containing protein At1g10270. The coding region runs from base 49 to 1962 and encodes 637 amino acids. Gene Ontology annotation, molecular function: protein binding. The transcript has a single exon. The record is from RefSeq and is a predicted model, not a curated record. Lineage: Eukaryota; Viridiplantae; Streptophyta; Magnoliopsida; Rosales; Rosaceae.
ACCCGCACCCACUUCUACAGAGCUCCCACUUCUCUCAGAGAGAACGACAUGUCGCUUUACCGCCUGCUCCUCCGCUCUCUCCGCCGCCCAGCCACCGCCCCACAAUCCCUAACCUCACUCACCCUAUCCACAACCUCAAAACCCCACCAUCUCACCACCACCCGCUCCUUCGCCUAUUCCACUGCCGAAGAAGCCGCCGCCGAACGCCGCCAACGCAAGCGCCGCCUCCGCAUCGAGCCCCCGCUCAUCAACCUCCGCCGCGACUCCCGCCCGCCACCCCCGCGCGACCCCAACGCGCCGCGCCUCCCCGACACCACCUCCGCCCUCGUCGGUCCACGCCUCAACCUCCACAACCGCGUCCAGUCCCUCAUACGCGCCGGCGACCUCGACGCCGCCUCCGUCGUGGCGCGCCAGUCCGUCUACUCCAACAAUCGCCCCACCGUGUUCACCUGCAACGCCAUCAUCGCCGCCAUGUACCGCGGCAAGAGGUACAAUGACGCUAUUGCCCUUUUCCACUUCUUCUUCACCCAAUCCAACAUUGUCCCCAACAUUGUCUCUUACAACAAUCUGAUCAACACUCACUGCGACGAGGGCCGUGUCGAUGUGGGUCUCGAGAUUUACCGGCACAUCAUCGCCACCGCGCCCUUUAGUCCCUCGCCGGUGACCUACCGGCAUUUGACUAAAGGGCUAAUCGACGCCGGCAGGAUCGGCGACGGCGUGGACUUGUUGAGGGAGAUGUUGAACAAGGGGCACGGCGCCGAUUCUAUGGUCUUUAAUAACUUGAUCAAGGGGUUUUUGGACUUGGAGAAUUUGGACAAGGCCAAUGAGCUUUUCGACGAGCUUAAGGAGAGGUGUUUGGUGUAUGAUGGGGUUGUCAAUGCCACAUUUAUGGAUUGGUUCUUCAGUAAGGGGAAGGAGAAGGAGGCAAUGGACUCGUAUAGGUCGCUGCUCGAUAAGCAGUUUAGAAUGAUUCCGGCCACGUGCAAUGUUCUGUUGGAAGUGCUGCUUAAGCAUGGCAAGAAGAAGGAGGUGUGGGCUCUAUUUGAACAAAUGCUGGAUAACCACACCCCGCCCAACUUCCAGGCAGUGAAUGCCGAGACUUUCAAUAUAAUGGUCAAUGAGUGUUUUAAGCUUGGCAAGUUUGGUGAGGCAUUUGACACCUUCAAGAAGGUGGGAACAAAUGUCAAGUCCAAGCCGUUCUCCAUGGACGUUGCCGGGUAUAAUAAUAUCAUUGCUAGGUACUGUGAGAAUGGGAUGUUAUUGCAGGCUGACGAGCUUUUUACAGAAUUGGCCUCAAAGUCGCUGACCCCCGACGUGACAACUCACAGGACUCUGAUUGAUGCAUAUUUGAACGCUGAGAGGAUAGAUGAUGCUCUUAGGGUAUUUAAUAGAAUGGUGGAUGUUGGGUUGCGAGUGGUUGCUAGUUUCGGCAACAGGGUCUUUACUGAGCUGAUUAAGAAUGGGAAAGUAGUGGACUGUGCAAAUAUUUUGAAGAAAAUGGGAGAUAAAGAUCCUAAACCUGAUGCCAGUUGCUAUGAUGUUGUGAUCAGGGGGCUUUGUACUGAAAGGGAACUUGACUCAAGCCUUGAUUUACUGGCCGAAAUGGUGAGAUAUCGCGUUGGUGUUCCUCCUGCACUGAAGCAAUUUGUAUGCGAGGUCUUUGAAAAUGCUGGCCGUGGUGGACAGGUGGAGAGAACAUUAAGUGAGACUAGGUACACGCCAUCUCCUAGAACGGUACAGCCACCACAAUUCCCACCCGUAAGAUCACCUCAACUGGCAGGACGGCCAGAACCACCAUUAGGAACCUUUCAGAUGGCAGGAGUGGGUCACCCUUCAUCAGCUCCCUCUCACAUGGCUGGACCAUAUCAGCCAUCAUCUGGACCAGCUCAAGGGUCUGUAUCACACCAAUCCCCAUCAGAAUCCGGGAGCCCUCAAAUGAGGGAAUAUGUAGCAACUGCGUGAUUCUUAGGUACUAUGUUAUUGAUCAGAUUCCUAUACGUUUGUAUUUUGAGUUCACCAGUGCUCAUCAUUGUUAAUCUAAGUCUCUGUCUCACACACUUGUGGUGUGUGUUAUAUUGACUCGAGUAUAAUAAUGGUGAUUUUGGCUACUGCAACUAUUAAUUAUUAUCAUAAGUUAUGCAGCAAUUAAUAUGAUGACUACAUUAUUCCUGUUCUC